Molecule: messenger RNA, 906 nt
Organism: Cryptococcus wingfieldii CBS 7118
Lineage: Eukaryota; Fungi; Basidiomycota; Tremellomycetes; Tremellales; Cryptococcaceae
Exons: 5
Coding region: 1-906 (301 amino acids)
Biological process (GO): protein targeting to vacuole; vesicle-mediated transport
Cellular component (GO): Mon1-Ccz1 complex; fungal-type vacuole membrane
Source: RefSeq, a predicted model, not a curated record
AUGCCUCCGGAUGGCAGCGCACUACACGCAUAUAGUCCGGCUCGCCCAAAAUCGGCUCGCUCGACGUCCCAAGUCUCCACCAUAUCGGUCGCAGCCCAGUCCAGGGCGCCUUCGCAAUUCGGUCACGACGCCCAUGACGCUUUCGAUAUUCCCAAUCCCGCCGUCCGAAACCCGACAACUCACGCUAAAGACCCGUCCGGUCGCAUGUCUUCGCUGAUCGGUCAUUCAGAUGAUACGGUCGACUUCCAUUCCGGCUCACAGGGAUCUCUUGAUGGCGGCAUCGACACCAGCGCGGUCAAUAUAUCCAGCCGCUCCUCCUCCAGGCAUGAGAAUAACGGGAUUCCUGUGAUGGAUAUAAAAGAUGUUAGAGGAGAUGUGAAUGUACCGUCGGGGGACGCCCGAAAAGGAUUGAUGGAGAUAGUCAGGAGAGAUGCUCUUGGAGAGGGCGCGAAAGACGACAAAAGUCUGUCGAGGCCCAUCAGACCCAAUAAAGCUGACUGGUCUUUAGCUGCAUGUUAUCAGCCGCGACAGUACUAUGUCUUGACCAAUGCUGGCAAGCCCGUCUACUAUUCCGAGGGAGAAGUCUCAAACGAUGCUGUGAUCAACUUGAUGGGCGUUGCCCAAGCACUCAUCUCAAUUGUCGCGGAAGAUGGUGACCGCAUGAGGUGCAUACUGAAAGGGCGUCAUCAAAUUGCAUUCCUGUUGAAAUCACCUCUGUAUUUGUUUUGUGUUAGCGAUUGGGGAGAGCCGGAGCAUGUUUUGCGAUCUCACCUUGAAUAUAUCCACCUACACAUCUUGUCUGUUGUCACCUCAACUCAAUUGACUCGAGCGUUUCAACGCAGGAGCAACUUUGACCUUUCCAAAUUACUGGAUGGUAAUGCAAUCUUGUUGAGAGUACAUGUUUAG